AUCAAAUCAAAUCUCUUUGUGACAUGCCGUCGGUUGAUGGGUGUGAGAAAAAGAAAUGAGGAUGUUGCGAGCAAUGAGGGCACAARAAGCAGUCAGCAUUCAGCUGCGCAAUACUGAGACGCCUACCUCCGCCAUGCCGCGCUCGUUCCUCGUCAAGACCAAACGGACGCAUCCCCUCAGCCCACCCAGGUACCACUGCUCCAGACGGCAGGCUGAAACUAACGACAAGCAUGGAAUUGGGCUUCCUGAAGYUCCACAAACUUUAUCCCCAGAGAUCAGAAACCCUCUGACUGAUGGACUGGUAAACUGCUCYUCCAGAACCCCAAAAGACAAGCUCUGGCCUUCAGUCCCUGUGGAGAAGGAAGACCAUCCCACACCUGUCGCUCCGUGGUCAUCUGACCGACAACAAUCCGACCGAGAGAGAGAACUGGAGAGGCUCGUCUUCUUGUUGCUCAACCACACGUCACACACUGACCUCAAAUCACCGGUCAGGGAUUGUCCGCUCUGUGAAAAGUCUCUUUCAGAUGUCCUAAUGUCAGGGAGUCUGCGGGACCAAGUGUACAACACCCUCUCCAUCCCUUUGUCGAGAUCCCUGGCUGCUGCAGACAUUUCCCACRUGCCCUUUGGUUUCCGAACAGUUGGCAGCUACAGCAGAGCAAAGGAGCGAAGCUUUGGCUGCAAAGUGUGUGGAAAAGUCUUCAAGCGCUCGUCCACCCUGUCCACUCACCUCCUCAUCCACUCCGACACGCGGCCUUACCCCUGCCAGUACUGCGGCAAGAGGUUUCACCAGAAGUCUGACAUGAAGAAACACACCUUCAUACACACAGGUGAGGGGGAGACGCGCGAUAUAGGUUUACAGUUAAACUUGAGCGUGAAUCAUGACGGGCCCGCCUUAUUUCUGCUCCCUGAGCAGGAGAGAAACCACACGUGUGCAAGGUGUGCGGUAAAGGAUUCAGCCAGAGCUCCAACCUCAUCACCCACAGCCGAAAGCACAACAGCUACCGGCCUUUCAGCUGCUCCCGCUGUCAGCUCACCUUCCAGCGCAGGGUGGACCUACAGCGCCACCAAGAGACACAGUGCRGCUAUGGAGAAGUGUACAGCCAAAGCUGAGCACAUCAAGCAGAACUUAGUUUUUUUUUUGUACAUAACUUUGACAACCUGUGUAUAAUGUUUAAAU
Messenger RNA from Poecilia reticulata (guppy), 1177 nucleotides. NCBI's taxonomy places the organism in Eukaryota, Metazoa, Chordata, Actinopteri, Cyprinodontiformes, Poeciliidae. The record is from RefSeq and is a predicted model, not a curated record.